Mytilus trossulus (common blue mussel) is the source of this 3093-nucleotide messenger RNA. Its product is annotated as RIB43A-like with coiled-coils protein 2. The record is from RefSeq and is a predicted model, not a curated record. The transcript is spliced from 6 exons. The coding region runs from base 104 to 1243 and encodes 379 amino acids. NCBI's taxonomy places the organism in Eukaryota, Metazoa, Mollusca, Bivalvia, Mytilida, Mytilidae.
AUUCGCAGUCAACUUCCGGAUAACAACCGUGUAAACUUAGCAACGAGAUAAUCAGUGAAGCUGUCGGAUUUCUUCCAGUGUUUAUCUUUAACUUGUUUUCAAAAUGUACAAACUCGAUCUUCCAGUAGAUUACAAGGAAGCGGCUGCAAUUGAGCGCCGUCGGUUGAUGGAAGAUCAAAGAAAGUCAAGAAUCUUUAAUUCUAAAUGCAGAACUAUUGGGGUAGACUUACAAGCUAUUGAACAGCAAGUUAGAGACAAAAAGGAACAGGAGGAUUAUGAAAGGAAACGAAGUGAAGCCUUCGCUGCUGAUGCUGUUAGAAAUGACAAAAUUUCUCAGAUGUUAGAGAAAAGACAGGAGCAAGAUGUUAGAGCAUUAAAUCAGGCAUUAAAUGAUUUCCGAUCUUUACACCAACAGCCAGAUGGUCGUAGAGAGUUUGAUUUAUAUGACCCUGAUUAUUUGAAGAAAGACAAACCUGGACGUGUCAGUGAUGAUGAUCCAAGAUGUGGUAUUUCAAGUAUUCAAAAAUUUGAAGGUGAAGAUCUUAAUAAUAAGGCAAGAACAAAAUUCCAACAAGAACAAUUGAGAGAAUGGUCAACACAACAAGCCAAUGAAAAAGAUCAAGCUAGACGUAAUCAAGAUGAGGCAGAUCGUUUAUAUCAACUGAAAAUGAGGGAAUUAGAUCAACGAGGAAUGGAACUUGAAAAAGCUGAAGAUGAUUGUAAACGGGCAAUAAAUAUGGCAACCACAGAUUACAACAAUGCACUAGCAAGAGAAAGAAAUGAACGUGAGAGACUAAAGAAACAGCAAGAAUUUGAUGAUAACAUGACAGAAAUUGCCAAUCACAUAUUUGGUGAUACUUUAACAGAGAACCCUGCUGUUGCUCAAAGUGCCUUUGGUCCUCAUCGUGUCAUCCCAGACAGAUGGAAGGGAAUGAGUCCACAACAAUUAGAGGCUAUACGAAAGGAACAAGAAAAACAAAGGCUAGAGAAACAGCGAAGAGACCAGGAAGGUGAACUAAGAGAAAUUGAACAUGCUAGACAAGCUAAUGCCAAUGCCAGAGCUGGUAUGUUGUUAGAGAGAGAAAUGGACAGGAAACACAAAGACAUCAACAGAGAAAUGGCCGAUGAAAAUAGACGUUUAGGUCUUGAACAGGAAUCACACAAACAGUAUUUGGAGAAAGAAGUGUACACCAACCCACCAACGGCCUCUUAUUUCAUGCAGUUCAACACAAGCACACGAUAAUCUGGACAUAACUUAAUUAUUUGUUUUUAAAUUUACUUAUUCAUAUGUGUUUUAUGACAGAAAAAAAAGAAAUAAACUGUCCUCAAUUAAGACAAGCCAUUUACAUAUGUCAGUAGAAAUCGGACAGUUGACUUGGCUAGUCUGAUGUAUAAUUUUAUAUUAAUGAAUGUGACGAGUGAAAGGAAUCUGUAUGACUGUGAAUCUCAAAUGAUGGCUUUUACACUUCUGUAAUAGUCUAAAUAAUAAUGGGUGGAUUUUAAUAUAUUUAUGAAUUACAUGAUGUAGCAGUGUUCCAUUUUUAGCUCACCUGGCCCGAAGAGCCAAGUGAGCUUUUCUCAUCACUUGGCGUCCGUCGUCGUCCUGCGUUAACUUUUACAAAAAUCUUCUCCUCUGAAACUACUAGGCCAAAUUUAACCAAACUUGGCCACAAUCAUCAUUGGGGUAUCUAGUUUAAAAAUUGUGUCCGGUGACCCCGCCAACUAACCAAGAUGGCCGCCAUGGCUAUAAAUAGAACAUAGGGGUAAAAUGCAGUUUUUGGCUUAUAACUCAAAAACCAAAGCAUUUAGGGCAAAUCUGACAUGGGGUAAUAUUGUUAAUCAGGUAAAGAUCUAUCUGCCCUGAAAUUUUCAGAUGAAUCUGACAUUCCGUUGUUAGGUUGCUGCCCCUGAAUUGGUAAUUUUAAGGAAAUUUUGUUGUUUUUGGUUAUUAUCUUGAAUAUUAUUUUAGAUAGAGAUAAACUGUAAAAAGCAAUAAUGUUCAGCAAAGUAAGAUCUACAAAUAAGUCAACAUGACCAAAAUGAUCAGUUGACCACUUUAGGAGUUAUUGCCCUUUAUAGUCAAUUUUUAACCAUUUUUCGUAAAUCUUAGUAAUCUUUUAGAAAAAUCUUCUCCUCUGAAACUGCUGGGCCAAAUUAUUUGAAACUUGGCCACAAUCAUCAUUGGGGUAUCUAGUUUAAAAAUUGUGUCCGGUGACCCCGCCAACUAACCAAGAUGGCCGCCACGGCUAAAAAUAGAACAUAGGGGUAAAAUGCAGUUUUUGGCUUAUAACUCAAAAACCAUAUAAUUUAGAGACAAUCUGACAUGAAGUAAAAUUGUUAAUCAGGUCAAGAUCUAUCUGCCCUGAAAUUUUCAGAUGAAUUGGACAACCUGUUUUUGGGUUGCAGCCCCUGAAUUGGUAAUUUUAAGGAAAUUUUGCUGUUUUUGGUUAUUAUAUUGAAUAUUAUUAUAGAUAUAGGUAAACUGUAAACAGUAAUAAUGUUCAGCAAAGUAAGAUCUACAAAUAAGUCAACUUGAACGAAAUGGUCAAUUGACCCCUGUAGGAGUUAUUGACCUUUGUAGUCAAUUUUCAAUCUGCUUCCUUUGUUUAAUAUUCACAUAGACCAAGGUGAGCGACACAGGCUCUUUAGAGCCUCUAGUUAUGUCUCUACCCGUUUAUUCUGCUCUAAUGAAGACAGAGAAAAGGUGAAUGACACAUAAUAUAGAUUUUGAAAAAGAAAAUAUGAUAAUGAUAAAAAUUGUGCUAUUUUCAGAAAAGCUCUAGAAUUAUACUUUGCAUGAAAUUAUCUAUUGCCUUUUUCCAGCAAAAGCAGUGUGAUUUAUUUUCUUGUUGUUUUAAGUGCUUGCUAAUGUUACUCAUAGUUGCAGUUUGAAAAAAUAGUCAUGUAAAUGAUUGUUAAACAUUUAGCAUAUUAAUUUCAUAAGUCGAAAUAAAUCCCAUAUUGUUUGAUAUCAAGUUUUAGGGUCACAUAUAUCAUUUUUUGUUAUGUACAUAUGUAUAGAAUAAAUUGUACAUUCCAUUGUAACUGUGAUAUAGUCUGAACUAUUUAUAAAGAAGUAAAACAGAAAAGUUA